Molecule: messenger RNA, 3556 nt
Organism: Xiphias gladius (swordfish)
Lineage: Eukaryota; Metazoa; Chordata; Actinopteri; Istiophoriformes; Xiphiidae
Product: UDP-glucuronosyltransferase 1A1-like
Exons: 3
Coding region: 1846-3447 (533 amino acids)
Molecular function (GO): UDP-glycosyltransferase activity
Source: RefSeq, a predicted model, not a curated record
UUCCCUGUGGCCGCAAAAAGGAAGCGAAUAACCGGCAUUUAUGUGGAAGUUUGUCUUAGAAUACGUCCAGAUCUUCAUCUGAGAAGUUACAACCGCGAACAAACGCGUGAAAAGUGGCUACAGGCAAACCCGGCUGUCCAGUCAACGAAAACCGGGCUGGAGGUUUUUUUCGGGUUGGAGCUACUCCGACACUCUCGGUCGCCUUGAGCGCGAUGUUCCCGAGGCGAAGUCCGCUGCCGCGAACCGGGCCUCGCAAAAGAAAAAGUCCCGGGAGACUUAGGACCCAGGAUCGAGGAUUCGCACGACGCUGGAGAGGGUUUGCAGAGUCUUCUCAAAGGAGUUUGGACGCUCGUCAGUCCUCAGUCGGACAAGCUGUCUGUAAGUGGAGAUGAUUUAGUGCCGUGACUACUCUCCCUAGAAGUGGACGCCCGGCUGAGAUGGCCCAGGUGACAGCUAAAGGCUCAAAGGAGUCAUUGAGUCGUUGGAGCUGGUUGCAGUCCUUCGACCGGCAUCAUGUCGGACAUGGUCACAGCUUUAAGAAAAAGCAUUUUAUUCAUUUGAUUGUUAUUUGCAAAACACCAGAUUGGAUAAACAAUCGAUUAACAAGGUCAAUUAAACAGUAAGUGAAGCAGCAGCUCUGGUAACAUUUACUUUAGAUAAACUUGGCAGAGAUUAUGACCUUUUUGUUUUGUGGUAGUGAUAAAUGUGCAGGGUAGAAGCACAACAGCUCUUUCCAAGGUGAAGUGAUCUACUGCAGGCGAGGCUACACCACAGCACAUCGGGGAACCAAAGUCUGAUCGGAUCUGAGCUUGUCCGAUGUGGUGCACGUCGGACAACCUGUCUAAGACUACACCUGCAUGUUCUGUGAAGGGAGUCUUUUACGACAGUUGAAAUCUUCGACCAUAAAACACACCCGUGCCUUAGUAGAUACACUGAAAGGGUUUUGUAGACGGGUGCAGACCCAGAAGUCCACCCUGUAGACUUGAAUUCGACCUGGGGCGGCCAUGGGUAACCAGUGGAGGUCCACGAGCAGCGGACUGACGUGUCUGUUUUCGGCCGACGCGCUGCCACAUUCUGGACCGUCAGUGAAGGUUUCACUGUGCGUGAAGGGAGGCUCGCUAGAGGAGGCACCAGAGAUAACCGUGGCCUGUUACCGGUGAACAGCAUCACGUGUGUUUGUGGCCCCCUUUCCACUCACUCUUAGCUACAUCACCUCAUGACGAUGUCUUCAAACCAGUCUCCAGACAGUCAUGGGAUUCUGUGGAGUGCGCUGUCCAGCAAAAGUUACAUGGUCUGGCUUUAAAGCUGCGCUACGUCAAUGGGGGGGGGGUGAGUGUGUAAUAUGAAUGAGUGAUGAACCCACAGAGAAUUACAACCCAACCCUGCAGUUGCCCUCAUCUCCACGGAGCCUUUUAGCAUCUUUCACCUCAUUGUUUUGGUUUUAUGGCCACAGGUCCGUGGCUUGCUCCAGUCUCACUGCUCUUCUCAGUCUCCUACUGGCAACAGGCAGCAGUUUUUUUGUUUUUUCUGUGAAAAAGCUCUGAUAAACCCAGUUUACACAACCUGCCCAGCACCGAACAGCAGGCAGACAAAGGUAGCGACUCGCUGGGGAAGACAAUGAGGCAGAGCCAGAUAUUUUCCCUCAGGAAACACCAGUCAGAGUUACUCAUGUACAUCUGAACGCCAUUCAACCCCCCACCGCCCGCCCCGUGACCACCUCCCUCUGUUACUUAUGUAACAGGGUAAUCGGGUUUGGAGUUUGGAUUCUUUUCCGUUCACGCACACUGGUCCUGAGAGGGCUCAAAGUACAUUUUUCCAUCGUUUCAGGGAUUUAAGGGUUAAUCCAUGGGGAGCGUCCCAGGACUUUCUGUUCUUCUUUUGGCGGUGAGUGUGUCCCUCCUGACGAGUCCUAGUGUCCAGGCUGGAAAGAUCCUGGUGUUCCCGGUGGAUGGCAGCCACUGGAUCAACAUGGACCUGCUGAUCCAGAGCCUCCACGCCAGGGGCCAUGAGGUCACCGUGGUCCGCACGGCCACCAGCUGGUACAUCAAAGAAAAGGCACCACAUUACCGCUCCAUCACCGUUGUCCUGCCAGAAGCCAUCAGCUUAGAGAAGCAGGACUUUUUCGUUACCCUCCUGGUCAAGAUGCUGGCGAUCCAGAAACAGCAGGGAACUCUGAUGGGCUUCUCCUUCUACUGGGAAAUUCUUGGUGCGCUGUCAAAGAUUCACCAACAGGCCAGCCUGUUGGGUGAAGAAAUAUUUGAGAACAAGACUCUAAUGCAGAGUAUUCGUGAUACUCACUUUGACAUGGUUCUUUUGGACCCGGGCUUGCCUGUAGGGGUUCUGCUGGCCCAUGAACUUAAGCUGCCGACCGUUUUUAACGUGCGGUGGAUCACCAGUGGAGAUGGGCAUUUUCUGGUCGCUCCAUCUCCAUUAUCCUACGUCCCAACUUCAGGUCAUGUUGCAUCGGAUAAGAUGCACUUUGGGCAAAGAUUCAAAAAUACAUUGCACUAUUUCCUCAACAUGUGCAUUGACAGGUUAAUAGUAUGCCCUCCCUAUGAUAGACUGGUGGACAGGUACUUUGGUCCAGAUGUGAACUUCUAUGACCUCCUACAAGGUGCAGACAUCUGGCUCAUGAGGGUGGACUUUGUCUUUGAAUUCCCCAGACCCACCAUGCCAAACAUCAUCUACAUUGGUGGUUUUCAGUGUAAGCCGUUUAAGCCUUUAUCAUCAGAGCUGGAGGAGUUUGUUCAAAGUUCAGGAGAGCAUGGGUUCAUCCUGAUGUCUCUAGGUACACUGGUCCAAGGUCUACCUGUAGAAAUAACUUCCGAAAUCGCUGCGGCCUUUGCCCAAAUUCCUCAAAAGGUCAUAUGGAGGCAUGCCGGCGAGCGCCCCAACAAUCUGGGCAACAAUACCCUUCUGGUGAAAUGGAUGCCCCAGAACGACCUCUUGGGUCACCCGAAGAUCAAAGCCUUUGUGGCCCAUGGUGGUGCUAAUGGGAUCUAUGAGUCCAUCUACCAUGGAGUUCCGAUGAUAGGCAUUCCUCUUCUGUUUGACCAGUUCGAAAACGUCUUGAGAUUGGAAACACGAGGAGCUAUCAAGGUGGUGGAUGCCACCAAACUCACCCGCCAGAACUUUCUGGAAGCAAUACAAGAAGUUAUUCAAAAUCCCUCCUACAGGAACACAAUGAAGCAUCUCUCUGAUCUCCAUCGGGAUAAGCCAAUGCAUCCUUUGGAAACUGCAGUGUUCUGGAUCGAGUUUGUUAUGAGACACAAAGGAGCUCCGCAUUUACGCACUGAGUCUUAUAAGAUGCCCAAGUAUGCUUAUUAUUCUGUGGACGUAAUAGGCUUUUUGUUAGCUAUCCUGUUGCUGCUGACAGCAGCUGUGGUGGGAUCAAUACGAUUCCUGUGCUGUCGACUGUGCAGGAGGAGAAAACCCAAGCAGGAGUAGUCGCUGAAUCCUCCAAUAGGUCAAAUAUUUUAAAGGAUAAAGCUGAUGAUAUCCAUAGUUUUCUUAUUGUCAACAAACCCCAUUAAAAGAAAAAGGAACAGUUAACUGA